Messenger RNA from Gordionus sp. m RMFG-2023, 789 nucleotides. RefSeq names its product phosphomevalonate kinase-like. The coding region runs from base 65 to 700 and encodes 211 amino acids. The record is from RefSeq and is a predicted model, not a curated record. The transcript has 4 exons. Gene Ontology annotation, biological process: isopentenyl diphosphate biosynthetic process, mevalonate pathway; cholesterol biosynthetic process. Gene Ontology annotation, molecular function: phosphomevalonate kinase activity. Gene Ontology annotation, cellular component: cytoplasm. NCBI's taxonomy places the organism in Eukaryota, Metazoa, Nematomorpha, Gordioida, Chordodea, Parachordodidae.
GUUUUCGACCUGAAAGAUUAUGAACAGCUGGUUUUUACAAUUUUCUAUGGUUCUUCUAUGAUUUAUGUAUAAUUGUAAUAAUAUUGUAAUCCUAAUUAGUGGCAAAAGAAAAUGUGGGAAGGAUUUUAUAGCUAAUAAAAUUGGAGAUAAAUAUGGUAAGAUGUGCAAAAUUAUGCACUUAUCUGCCCCUCUUAAAUUUAGAUAUGCUAAAUUAAAGGGUAUUUGCUUUCACAAAUUAUUGGAUUCAUCUGAAUUUAAAGAAAAAUAUCGCAAGGAAAUGAUUUUUUAUGGGCAAUUAUUAAGAAUAAGUGAUCCACAUAUUUUUUGCAAAGAUGCAAUAGAAAAAAAUUAUGAGGUCAUGGAAAAUCUUCAUUUAAAUCAUUCAGAAAAAACAAUAUCAAAUACUUCUUUCCCAAUUUGGAUAAUUAGUGAUGUUCGAUAUAAAUCAGAUUUAAAAUUUUUUACAGAAAAAAUCCUACUUAGGAAGUCAAUUAAAGUAUUGAUUAAAGCAGGAUCCGCUUCCCGUUUGAAACGAGGGUGGAUAUUUACACCAGGUGUGGAUGACAAUCGGAGUGAGUGCGAUCUCGAUUCCAUAAAGGACUGGGAUGUAAAAGUGGACAAUGACGACGAUAAAUCAUUAAACGAGGGACUUGAUAGAUUAUUCAAUGUUAUCGACAAAAUGCUGAUUCAAAAUAUAUAAUGAUAAAAUUUAUUUAUUUGAAGAAAAAAAAUGUAUAUUAGAAUAUAAUUCUUUAGUCAUUUUUUUUAUAAAAUUCCGGGGCCAAUAAA